CAGGUUUUCCCUGGAUCCCGUAUAUCCCCAACACAUACCUCCACGCACACACAUCCCCAAGAACGCCGCGCUCACACCGACACACGCGCACACUAGCGCUCGUCUGUCCAUCUCCCUCGCGGGAGAGCCGGCGUGCAUUCCUACCUUUGCUGCACACUCAGAAGAGCCGAGCUCGCAGCGCUCCAGGAUUCUGCGGCUCGAAACUCGGAUCACAGCUCUGAACCCCUAUGGUGUUUUUUUUUUAAACAUUUCUUUUCCUUCUUCUCUUGUUUUUAUUGCACCAUUUUCGAUCUGAGGGGCUAGAGGAGCAAGGCAGCUGCUUUUCCGGCCAGCCCUGGUUGGCUUGCCAUCCUCCAUCUGGUUUAUAAAAGUUUGCUGAGCGCAGUCCAGAGGGCUGCGCUGCUCGUCCCCUCGGCUGGCGGAAGGGGGUGACGCUGGGCAGCGGCAAGGAGCGCGCCGGUGGCUCUGGCGGGCUUUCGGCUUGAGGCGCAAGGUGAAGAGCGCACCGGCCCUGGGGUUUGCCGAGCUGGAUUUGCAUGUUGCACCAUGCUUUCUUGGAUCGGGGCUGUGAUUCUUCCCCUCUCAGGGCUGCUGCUGUCCCUCCCUGCCAGGGCGGAUGUGAAAGCUCGGAGCUGCGGCGAGGUCCGUCAGGCGUACGGUGCUAAGGGAUUCAGCCUGGCGGACAUCCCUUACCAGGAGAUCGCAGGGGAACAUUUAAGAAUCUGUCCUCAGGAAUAUACCUGCUGCACGACGGAAAUGGAGGACAAGUUAAGCCAACAAAGCAAACUCGAGUUUGAAAACCUGGUGGAAGAAACAAGUCAUUUUGUGCGCAACACUUUUGUGUCCAGGCACAAGAAAUUUGACGAAUUUUUCCGGGAGCUCCUGGAAAAUGCAGAAAAGUCACUAAAUGAUAUGUUUGUGCGGACAUAUGGAAUGCUGUACAUGCAGAAUUCAGAAGUAUUCCAGGACCUCUUCACAGAGCUAAAACGGUACUACACUGGAGGCAAUGUGAAUCUGGAGGAGAUGCUCAAUGACUUCUGGGCUCGGCUCCUGGAACGGAUGUUCCAGCUGAUAAACCCUCAGUAUCACUUCAGUGAGGACUACCUGGAAUGUGUGAGCAAAUACACAGACCAGCUGAAGCCAUUUGGAGAUGUGCCCCGGAAACUGAAGAUCCAGGUCACCCGCGCUUUCAUUGCUGCCCGGACGUUUGUCCAGGGGCUGACUGUGGGAAGAGAAGUUGCAAACCGAGUUUCCAAGGUCAGUCCAACCCCAGGGUGCAUCCGUGCACUCAUGAAGAUGCUGUACUGUCCAUACUGUCGAGGACUUCCCACCGUGAGACCUUGCAACAACUACUGCCUCAACGUCAUGAAGGGCUGCUUGGCCAAUCAGGCCGAUCUGGACACGGAGUGGAAUCUGUUUAUAGAUGCAAUGCUCUUGGUGGCAGAGAGACUGGAAGGACCAUUCAACAUUGAGUCGGUCAUGGACCCUAUAGAUGUCAAGAUUUCUGAAGCCAUUAUGAACAUGCAGGAGAACAGCAUGCAGGUGUCUGCAAAGGUCUUUCAGGGAUGUGGCCAGCCCAAACCUGCUCCAGCCCUCAGAUCUGCCCGCUCAGCUCCUGAAAACUUUAAUACUCGUUUCAGGCCCUACAAUCCUGAGGAAAGACCAACAACAGCCGCUGGCACGAGCCUGGACCGGCUGGUCACAGACAUAAAAGAGAAACUGAAGCUCUCUAAAAAGGUCUGGUCGGCUUUACCCUACACCAUCUGCAAGGAUGAGAGUGUGACAGCUGGCACGUCCAACGAGGAGGAAUGCUGGAACGGGCACAGCAAAGCCAGAUACUUGCCUGAGAUCAUGAAUGACGGGCUGACCAACCAGAUCAACAAUCCUGAAGUGGAUGUGGACAUCACUCGGCCUGACACUUUCAUCCGGCAGCAGAUCAUGGCUCUGCGCGUGAUGACCAACAAACUGAAGAAUGCGUACAACGGCAACGACGUUAACUUCCAGGACGCAAGUGAUGAAUCCAGUGGCUCAGGGAGCGGCAGCGGGUGCAUGGAUGACGUGUGUCCCACGGAGUUUGAGUUUGUCACCACGGAGGCCCCUGCGGUGGAUUCCGACAGGAGAGAAGUGGGCUCUGCUGCAACCCAGCUCGGCCACUCCCUGCUGUCGUGGUCUCUCCUCUGCACCGGCCUGGCCUUGCAGAGACUGUGCAGAUAAUCCUGGGUUUUUAGUCAGAUGAAACUGCAUUUUAGCUAUGUGAACAGCCAACUUACUUCUUUUCUUACACUAUUGGACAAUGGACCAUGCCACAAAAACUUACUGUUUUCUAUGAGAAGAGAGCAGUGCUGCCAUCUGCCUCCCUUUUUGUUUUCCCAAAGAGUUACCGGGUGCCAGACUGAACUGCUUCCUCUUUCCUUCAGCUAUCUGUGGGGACUUUGUUUAUUAUAGAGAAAAUUCUUACUCAAAUCUUUCAUACCGGGAGGUUUUCUUACCUUCAGUUGCUUUUAUGCUGCAGAAGUAAAGGAAUCUCACGUUGUGAGGUGUUUCUUUUUUCCCCCGUUUAAAAAAAAAAAAGAUAGAAAACAAUUUUCCUUGUAAAAUCAGGCCAAACCCCAAGACAACUGCAUUUCCAAAAAACAAGCAAACAAAAGAGAAAAAUAAAAGACCUGUAACACUAUAAAUAUCAGUAUUGACAGCCAACUCCCAGGGUAAGCUUCUCUGUGACAAAUCAGGUUUACAAAAUGCUUAUGGGGAGAAAGUUUGAAUUUUUUUAAAAGUUAGUGAAAAUACAGUGUGUCUUGGAGUUACUGUCUUGCACUCUAAUCACACAAUACCAAAUUACUUUGGAGGUACUGAUACUGAAAUUCAGAGUUCCGUCUUGAACAUUAGAGCAAAAGUUAUUACAACUCAGCACCUCUCUCUCACCCUGCCCAAUUUCAAUUUCAGUAAUGGCACCAUUUUUCUUAAUUCUCUUAAUGUCUGUCCAUUGUAUCCAAUUGGCACAGAUUUUUCCCUUCGUCUUCAGUUGAUACUGAACGCUCCCAUCUAUUCAUCCUCCUCAAGGGUCUGGAUUGAAAAUAAUCUUCUCUGGCACAAUGUCUUUGCUUUGGCCACAGCUUUGACAUCAGUUAGAUGUUUCUGCCUCCAUGCUCAUUACCCAUCCCCCCCCCCAAAUACCAGUUCUUUUAAUGAGCAAUGGCAAUUAGAUCCAUACGUAAGUUUUCAUUUUUAACUAUUUGCUUUGUGUCAAUUGGUUUCAGCAUCCCAAGGGCAUUGUCUUACAAAAUAACUCACAACAAAAAAGUCAAGACAAAAAAAUAUAUGUAUAGUAUUGACAUGGAGAUUUCUUUCACUUUUUUAGUCUUAGUAUGAUCAUCUAUUUUUAUAUCUCUAUAUAUAUAAAUCACAGAUUUUAACUUCUUAAUUCCAAGCUCAGGGUUGACACACCUUUGUAACAAAAAUGUUUUGUCAACCAGCUCUUCUUGUUUUGUGCUGCUCAGAAAAGGGAUUUCUCAAUGACCUGUGAGCACCAAGAAUCAAGGAAGAGAACUUUUUACGUAUCUAACUGUCCAUUUAUUACAAGUUUGCCAGGGCACACCCUUUUUGCAUGAGCGUGCUUUGUCCUGGGUGCCCCCAACUGUACCGAGCUCAUGGGAAGAGCCAGGGGCGUGCAGGACUUCACUGGCGACGCAAACUGAAUGCAUAAAGAAUGUGUUAUUCACUCAAAACCAUUGCUUCCAUGUACAACGCCUUUGGUCUAGGGUUCCUGCAUGGCACUUGGUUAAAUACUUGACUCAAGAGGCCAAUUUAAAGCCACAGCCUAAACAAUGCACUGAGUGUGCCAACGCCAGGCCCUCUGCUCUCCCUAUCAGAGAAACAAAAUAAACCAAACUGGGGCUGUAUGAAUACCAUUGGCUAUCCAUGUGUUUCUUGGUUUUUAUGAUGCAUCUGGAGUCAGGAAAAGUAAUGUUUGAAGACUCCGUAGUAUGCCAGUCACAUUUUAAUUAACCCAUUGAUAAUAAUGACGCGUAAGUGGUGUUUUUGAUCUCCGUUCUCAUCAAAAUUAUGAUUAGUUAUUGAAUUAGUCAUCACAUUUAAGUAGAACACAUGCGGCACAAUAGUAUUAAGUAUAUUUGAGCACUUUUACAAAACAAAGUAUUUACAGGCAUCUAUUGCUAUUUUAUGCCUAAUGAACUAUGAAGUGUAGAAUUUUGAGAGACUUUGUGGCAUCCUUUCAUUUGAAUCUUUAUGAAAUUAACACUUAAUCUAAUUCAGCAUUACAUACUUACAGGAAACCAUCCAUUUCACUGCCAAACUUCAGCUUCCUAUCACCAAUUACACAUAAAACAUCUCUAGGCAGAGCCAAUCGUUUACAUUGCUCAUUUCAUUGUGUGUUCAGAAAUCAGUAUUGUCUUUCUUCAAUAAUUAAGGUGCAAUACAAAUUAAAUCAACCUUGAUUUUCCAGAAUAUCAGAGUAAUAACUUAUUUUUAUGGCUUUAAACUCCAAGGCUUUCCUUUUUUAAAAAUAUUUCUUCACUGUUUUCUCUGAAACAGAUCAGAAUGCCUUUUUUUCCCCUGUGCUUUCACCCCCAAAAGGUUCUGUGCAUGUGUAUGAUUACACACUAUAUUAAUGAAUGUGAACUCAUGUUGUAUACACACUAAACACACACACAGUAUAUAAAAAGCCUGCAUCAUUCAUUUCAACACCUUCAUUAUCGAUAUUAUUCGGGCUGGUGAGAGAUAGUGAUCUGUAUCAGCCAGGCAGACAGCUGCAAUGACUAUCAGUUAAUGAUGCCACAAUAUUAGUUAUCAGGCAUGGAUGUGGUCAAAAUAUUAUUUAAGUUGUAAUUCCUGGAUUUUUAUCAUCAUCCUGCUUUGUCAUAUGAUUUUCAGGCUAAUUUAAUAUGAAGAAUUUUUUUUUAUCCCUCAAAGAAUUACUGCAAUCUAUUACCUCAUUUCAGUUUGUAUUUGGAACCACCCUCUCCUAAAUUAAUCCCUCCCCUUUCAGGAAGUAGCAAAGCGAUAGGGGAUGCAGUGACACACCAUUAUUUUUCAUAACCCACUCUCAUUCGCUCUGAUGUCCCCCAAAUUCCAUGAUCACAUCAUAACCUCUGUUAUGAGAAGAGAGGAAUGGGCUCACUGAAAUCAGACUCUAGAAAUUGGUGGGUGAUGCUCACAACUGCAAACACUUAGCUUAUUGAAGUGCCUCGAUUUACAUGUUCUUUAGUUAUAAUAUAUAUUUUUCUAACAGAAAUACCCGUCUGUAAUUGGUGUAUAUUAUGCUUUGUAUACGUUAUAACAAAACUAAACAGAGGCUUGUCUUUAGCAGAGAAGAAUGAAUUGCAAAUUCACGAAUUUGAGCUCUGUUUAUGGUUCUGUAUUAAAGGACAGACAUGACAACCUUCUGCCAUUUUAAUGAAGGUAAAGUUGGUACUUUGAUUAUAGCCAUCAUAGAAUGUUAGCAUUAGCAAUCUGACUCCCUUACGGUGAGUUGCCCAGAUAGGACAAAGUAACUAUCGCCCGCUUUAAAUGUAAGGGACAGAAAAUAUUAUUUUGCCUACACUGAAAACAACACUAUUAUUCAUUGAGAAGCAGUAGUAACUAUAAAAAUAACAGCCUUUAAAUAAAUCAAAUACAUUGAAAAUAUUGUUGGAAGCAGAAUGUUGAUGUUGAUUUUUUAAAAUAUUUUCAUUAAAAUGUUUUAAUUUAUAUUCCCUACUGCAGACAUUAGCCUACUUUAAUUCUUUAGCCAUUACGCACGUUUUGGCUACAGACCGAACACCAACUGAAGUCCCCAAGGAGGAAUGAAAGUUAGCAAAUUCCUGAGUUGUGAUUCUUUUAUAACUUCUCUUUGCAAGGCUAAUUAUCCAAUGGUUUCAUUAGAAGUAGACAUGUUAUUAGUAAAUGUAAGUCUUGACUUAUAUAAAACUUGCAGAAAUUCAAACCCAAUUUCAUUUACUACAGUCACUAACAGACCUGACUUAACUUUUGAAAAAUAGGUAAAUAAAUAAAGGCAGUCGAGCUUUGCCAACAGAAGAGUAAAAGAAACCAUAACUUAUAAAUUUGCAAUGUGUUCUUCCUUGUUGGAGACAUUUGCCAGUGUUUAGUUUUAGACCAAGUUAGACACUAGAGUAUUGAUUUAUAUGCAUUCUGGAGCCUUGCUCUGUCAUGGUUGGCUACAGCACGGACUCAGCUAAGUGUGGGGACAUUCUGAACCUCAUUCAAAGUUGAGUAGUUACUGGAAUCGUUGGCAUUGCCUUGUAGUGAGGUGUUUUCGUGAAAAGACACCUAAGGAUGGUAUAAUAGUGAGGUUUCUGUGUGCAUAGACGUAAUAUAUAUGCAGGAUAAAUGUGUGCACCAAUCAAACCUAAAUUUUUAUGUGACUGUCAAAUGAAUAUUAUUUGGGUUAAGAUUUUUUUCAUUUCUGAUUUGGAUAGAAAAUUGAUAUUAAUCUUGUAUUAAAAUAGUUUUUAAAAAUCUA
This is a messenger RNA of Choloepus didactylus (southern two-toed sloth), 6478 nucleotides long. RefSeq names its product glypican 6 (gene GPC6). Gene Ontology annotation, biological process: cell migration; regulation of signal transduction; regulation of protein localization to membrane. Gene Ontology annotation, cellular component: cell surface; synapse; extracellular region. The record is from RefSeq and is a predicted model, not a curated record. The coding region runs from base 547 to 2214 and encodes 555 amino acids. The transcript has 9 exons. Lineage: Eukaryota; Metazoa; Chordata; Mammalia; Pilosa; Megalonychidae.